ACGUGUGUGUUCUGUGUACGAGAAAGACCGUUGAUGAACAGCUGCUCUUAACUAAUAUUUUGUAUGAAUUUUUUUGGAACGCACUCGUUGCACAACCGGGUCCGGCGUGUAACGUGCGUUUCGGUAUAAACCGCAGUGUCGUUAGUUUUGUUUCUAAUUUUAUUUGUUUACAAGUUUUAACGAUUAUUUUAAAAUUAUUAAAUCGUUCAGUGUUGUUUCAUGUAUUUUUCAACUUAAAAUAUUCAAAUACUUAAGCGGUCGGUACAUAAUAGAAGUUUCAUAACAUUACAUGUAUCAACUUUAUUGUCCAUGACUUAUCAAUGAAAAAUAUUUUCACCUGCGAUCAGACAGCCUAAUUUAAAGUGAUUUCGUGACAUGAGUUCAACUACUUCACAGAUUAGUGAUUUUAACUUAUUAAGAAAAUACGGAAAAAGGUCGUCAAAAAAAAAUAACUCUACUAUCAGUGAUUUGUACAAUAACUUGUAUUCUAGUCAAAUGGUCGCGACAAUCGACCAGAAAAACAAAAUGUCACCUCAAAGGACAAUAUCUUUGGGCUCAUUACAUCAUGCAUCACAGACACAAUACAUGGAGCCUAGAUUGACGCAGCUUGAAACUUUAGAGGCAAAGAUGGCUAAUAUCGAAGUUUCGUUGUCAACAACGUUGAAGAAGCCAAAGAAGAGCUUUACGCCUAUAAUUCCAAACAAUUCACAACCAACGCCACCUCCAACCGUCAUACAUGGUUCUCAAAAAAACACAACUACACCAACUAAAACAAUGAACGGUUACAUGUUAAAAUCUACAAACAAUAAUUAUGAUAAAGAAAAUUUUAAUCAUAACACCAUUUCAAAAUCUCCAAUUAAUCAAAAUCAUCUAGUCAGCGAUAUUCACACCAAUGAAGAGAAUAAUAAUAAAAAUAAUCUACAGUUUAAUAAUGACAUUGUCAACGAUAGUGAAAAACUAUCAUUGACACAGAAAAUAAAUAACCUGAAAAAUGACAUCGACCAAAAGCGAUUGGCUAUUAAAAAUAUCAAAAUAUCUUUAGACCAAUUAGAUGUUACAGAUAAUAUUGAUACAAGAAUUCAACAAGCAGAACUUGAAUAUCAAUUAGGUAGAGAAGAAUUAAAUUUACUGAGUUUGAUGGAAGAAAUAAACAAAAAUAAAUGUCGUUUAGAAGAGGUAGAACAUCAAAACGAAAAAAAUGAAAACAACACAUUAUACAAUUAUUUAUCAUAUAAUCCAGAUACUGUUAUAAGCCUUCGAGCCAUAGAAAUUGAGUUCGAUCUAAAAAGUCCUAAAUUUGGAGUCGGUCCUAGAAAAGAUAAACCCGGUUUAUUUAUUGACUGGACCCUUGACGGAUUAGGAUUUUCAAAGGGAGACAGGUUGCUUGAGGUAAAUGGUAAAGUAGUGUUGUUAAUGAAAAAAAAAGAAGAUCUCAACCGUUUGUUAGAAGUUUCACCUGGCUGCGUACGUAUAGUGGUUAUGAAAAAUGGACCUACGGUUGACCAACUUGAAUUAGUGGCUCUUAAACGGGAAUUAGAUGAGUGUCGUGCUCAAGCUGAAGAGGUUGAUAGAUCCAGACAUGCGUACAAAACGGAUAACGUAAGGCUUUCUCAUCGAGUGUCUUAUCUUGAAGACCAAAUAUCAGAACUAAUGAAAACUCGAUCAUCGGCGGCAUCUGUACUAUUUCAAAGAGGUUCUAAUUCAGCUAUGGUCCGCAGCAAAAGUCCUAAACAUGGUGUCUCAGCUAUACAACAGUAUAAACGCAAACAACAACUAAUUUAUGACGAUAGACCAGUACUAGAUGGACCCGUUAAGACUCGUAUCCGUACUGUCCCUCGCCUAUACGGCAGUUCGGCAUCUGUCGAAUCAUUGGUGUCCACUUCUGACGUUAUAACAGUGGCCCCAAAAUCUUUUGAUGAUUUACAGGCUGUUUCACCUAAACGGAUUAGUAGAUGUCCACCCGGAAGAAGUAGUCGAACUCGACAUAUACGAGAAGCCCAACAGACUUUGUUUCGAUUUCUAGAUUCUGAAUCGUCGGGUUCGCCUUACCUACCACAAAUGUAUGCUAGCAGUAGUGGGAGCGUUAGAUCAUUAGACCUGGAAGCUGUUGAUCAUCAAAGAUUAAAAAGCAAUGAAUAUUAUUCACAUCUAACUGCUGGAGGUAAUUCGCUUCAUCCUAGUCGAUCCCUUAAUUACGAUUCAGAAAACUCUGGUGGUCGUCGCCCUAUGCCUCCUAAAAAACCACUACGCUUAUCCUUACAGCAAAGACAAAAAGAUAAAGAAAUAAAUGAAAAACGACACCACCGGAACAAUAGUCAUGAUGAAAUUGAUUUAUCCAUAAUAAACAACACCAUGUCACAAAUAAAAUAAUGUUACAAUAUUUUUGUACUUUUAACUUAAGUGACCAAAUAAAAUGUACACUAAAUA
Daktulosphaira vitifoliae (grape phylloxera) is the source of this 2427-nucleotide messenger RNA. RefSeq lists its product as uncharacterized. The record is from RefSeq and is a predicted model, not a curated record. NCBI's taxonomy places the organism in Eukaryota, Metazoa, Arthropoda, Insecta, Hemiptera, Phylloxeridae. The coding region runs from base 376 to 2370 and encodes 664 amino acids. The transcript has 10 exons.